Galeopterus variegatus (Sunda flying lemur) is the source of this 780-nucleotide messenger RNA. RefSeq names its product histone H2A-Bbd type 1-like. The record is from RefSeq and is a predicted model, not a curated record. Gene Ontology annotation, cellular component: nucleosome. The transcript has a single exon. NCBI's taxonomy places the organism in Eukaryota, Metazoa, Chordata, Mammalia, Dermoptera, Cynocephalidae. Gene Ontology annotation, molecular function: DNA binding; structural constituent of chromatin; protein heterodimerization activity. Bases 304 to 657 code for a protein of 117 amino acids.
GUGUUUCCAUUGAAACAGUUUUUUUCUAGAAUAUUCAAAUCAUGUAGAAAUUUAGAGUUUCCUCAACAAGAGGGCCCUGUCACUAGGUGACCAGGUUGCUAUCAUGGGCAUUUCUAGGCUGAGGACUGCUGAGUAGGCAGCCAUGACAUCACAAAGUCUAGGUUGUCACAAAGGCAGCUCCCUGACACAUGAGGGCCUGCAGCCUGGGCCUACAGUGGGCCAUAAUAAGCACUGGUAUCUUGACAGCCCCAGGCCAGUGGGAAAAUCAAGCUGUGCCAAUAGAAGCAAAAUCUAGCAACCGUCAUGGCUGGGAGAAAAGUCAGCAGGAAAUCCCAAGGGCGUAGGAGGCGGACCCUCUCCCGCUCCUCAAGAGCAGAGUUGCAGUUCCCCGUUAGCCGUGUGGAUCGCCUCCUGCGAGAGGGAGGCUACUCCCAGCGCCUGAGCUCGUCCGCACCAGUUUUCAUGGCAGCAGUUCUCGAGUACCUGACAGCCAACGUCCUGGAGCUGGCGGGCAAGGAGGCCGACAACUGCCGCAGGAAGCGCAUCAGCCCAGAGCACGUGCAGAGGGCAUUGGACAGCAACCAGCAGCUGCAGAGCCUCUUUCAACAUGGUACCGAACCUCAGGUCAAGGAGAUGCCUAAACGCAAGAAACAGUAGCGCUCCCUGGGUACCAAGGCCUGGCGGGACCUCAUCAACAGCCCCAUCCCACCUCCAAAACUCCCCUAGAUGAGGAGCCAGUGCUGCUGCCAGCAGCAAAUGCUAAUAAAUGAUGAAAAUCCA